GGCCGGCUCCACUAGCACGUGGCCUUCGACCACCGCCUCCCUCCGCUGCGCACUCCAUCUCUCCAGGUCGCCCGUAUGGGCGUAUGGGUAAUGGUCCGACCAAUUUCUUUUCCUCAUGUGUCCGCUCAGCCACCUGCAUCGUUGCCUCGCGCCUACCCCAGAGCCACCCCUCGUGUGCCUGUCCUUCCGCACUGCUCUGUCCGCUGACGUGCCUCCUCCUCCUACUAGGGUUAGGGCACUUGUCGCAGGGACCCAUUGCGUUCGGCACAGUGCGGAGGCCGUUGGGGGCCAGCACUAUGUGCCUCUGCCGCCGUGUGAUCUAGAUGCUCCUGGACGUCUCCCUUGCCUAUGCGCUGGUUGUAUUGUUCCUCGAAUCGCCUUCAUCAAGUCCGGGAAGGCCGAGGUGGAUCCCACGGUUGAGCCUCGCCGAUGCACAGCUCUUAAUUUUGUGCUGGAACUGAAUGCCCUUAAGUCCAUAGAGAUAGGGCUAACAGAAGAGAUGGCGCCUAACUUGCUGCAGAACGAUAUGGUUAUGCAGUUUGGUCUGCUAGGUCUCCACUUCAUUGAGCUUGUUCGUUGCAGACAAAAUUUGUCCAGGAAAAAAUGUCAUCGUUUAUGAAGUUAGGUGGUGGUUCACAGAAGCUCUUGAUUAGCAGAUAUUGUCAUGGGCUCAUGACCCACUAUGAAGCUAUUGCUACCCAGAAGACUAGAAAUAUAUCAUCCCCUUCUAAGGUAUUCAUUUCUAAAAGUAUGCUUCAGUAGCACCGACCGGUGACCGCUUAGCCCAUCACUUAAACAUGAUUUCUGUUGAGAUUUCGAAGCCAACUCAUUAUAUAUAGUUAGAACUUGCGUGUGAUCUUAACUAAACCACCUCCCUUCAGACUUACGUGUGAUCUUAGUCUGUCAAUAUGGCAUGUAUGGUGAAUCUUACCUACUCAUUCUUGUGAAUUCUGCUCAAUUCAAAGGAACCACAUGAAAAUGAAUCUUUUACGGAUAAUAAUCACAGAGCUAAUGCUCGCCAGGUUCACCAUUUCAGAGAGGGAAUGCUACUGCCUCUACUUCUGAUACAGAUGACGCUUAUGUACAACCUGCUACUUUGUCUCGGUCACUAAAGGGUCCAUCAGUUUGUCCGGCUUUGCCUCCUGCGUGUAACCUUGUCACAGCCUGACAAGACACCACUAAGUGCAGUGUGGCUCCGCCCCUAAGUUAACAUGUUGCUAUAAAUGUUUCCUUUUUCUCUAAAAGGAUAGGAAGUAUCUCAUUUGCCCACUAUGUUGGGUUCCUGUUCCUCUAGCUUAGAUUUAUCUUCAGGUAAUGUUUCCAUAUCCAUAUGCAUUUGUUUCAACUUUCAGCUGCAGAGCAUAUGUAGAUAUCUAAACAUGGCUAGGAAAUGUAGAUAGAUUCACUUGAACUAUGUUAUAUCAACGAGAUGGACUACAUAGUAAAAACUACAUGUUCAUCUGAAUCAUUUUCUCAUCAUUGCUUAAGUACUUACCGAUGCAGCAUAAGAAGUAAAACUAUGCAGAAGCUACCAAUGUUAUCUGACCACAGUUUAAUCCGUGUCCUAUCGAAUAUUUGUCUUUUAAGAAAAAAACACCUCAUCAACAAUGGCUGCAAGCGUAAGAUUUAUUUUGGUUAACUUUGCAUGUGUCAUAUACAUCCCCGUUUACAGUGAAUUCAUAUGUCAAUUUCUUUUUGUGGAUGAAACAUGACAUAGGGAAUAUUUAUGGAGCUUUUAUACUCACAUUCUUGUAUUUGAUGUUUGCAUCCUCGUGAAACCUGGAGUUUGAACACAUGGACUGGGAGAGGUGGAUCCAUUGGAGCAGGCACAGGUGGACUGGGAGAUACGAAGCCCACCUCUGGGACAACAGCUGCAGGAAGGAUGGGCAGACUAGAAAAGGCAAACAAGGGUUUGCCAUGACUGAAUGUGAUUGGUUGCAUGCUCCACAUAGUAUAUCUAGGUGGUUACGACACCGAAGACAAGACAACGAGGGCUUACGAUCUGGCUGCUCUAAAAUACUAGGUCCAGCUACUCACGUCAAUUUCCCCGUAGAAAACUAUCGAGAUGAGCUCGAGGAGAUGAAAGGCAUGACAAGGCAAGAAUUCGUUGCGCAUCUGAGAAGGAGAAGCAGUGGAUUUUCUCGAGGCGCUUCCAUCUACCGAGGGGUGACGAGGCACCACCAGCAAGGAAGAUGGCAGUCUCGGAUUGGAAGGGUCGCUGGAAACAAGGAUCUAUACCUCGACACUUUUAGUCGGCUUCACGAAGCUGUCCAGGAGAAGGAACAUGGAUUGGACUCACUUGGUAGGAUUCCUUGCUACAUUUGUGCUUUGUUUUCUAGAACCCAUAGCAAGUUAAGGAAUUCUGGCUGGAUUUUCUAGAACAACAUAUAUUGUAUGCUCAUUAAUUAUCGUGAUAGUCUCAUGCACACCUAAAGUAUUUUAUUACUAUUGCCCCAAUCUGC
Zea mays is the source of this 2462-nucleotide messenger RNA. Its product is annotated as AP2-like ethylene-responsive transcription factor CRL5. The record is from RefSeq and is a predicted model, not a curated record. Gene Ontology annotation, biological process: regulation of DNA-templated transcription. Lineage: Eukaryota; Viridiplantae; Streptophyta; Magnoliopsida; Poales; Poaceae. The transcript has 9 exons. The coding region runs from base 1795 to 2379 and encodes 194 amino acids. Gene Ontology annotation, molecular function: DNA binding; DNA-binding transcription factor activity.